Malaya genurostris is the source of this 933-nucleotide messenger RNA. RefSeq lists its product as uncharacterized. Gene Ontology annotation, biological process: positive regulation of DNA-templated transcription. Gene Ontology annotation, cellular component: nuclear body. The record is from RefSeq and is a predicted model, not a curated record. Bases 106 to 807 code for a protein of 233 amino acids. The transcript has 3 exons. Lineage: Eukaryota; Metazoa; Arthropoda; Insecta; Diptera; Culicidae.
CGACUGCUCGGAUACGAAUGAUGAAUGUCAUUUUGGAAACAUUCUCAAUCGCAGUAAUCGGUAAUCUAGUUUGAAUGAAAAUAAAAACAAAAACAAUUUUGCAUAAUGGAUGGUAUGAAGAAAAGAUCGAAGCCUAUCCAACGGAAAAAUGUGUGGUCAUCAGCUCAGAUCCAGCUACUGAUUGAAAUGUGGGAGGACAAAAUUAAUGAUCUUCGUGGUAGUCGAAAAAACAGUCAUGUGUAUGAAGAGAUCAAAGAGUCGUUCAAGCCACAUAACAUCGACGUUUCAACAAAAGAAAUAAAAAAUCGAAUUCACAAUUUAACCGCGCGGUACAGGAAAGAAAAAGCAUCAAUCGGUCCAUCAGGUGGAUCUCCUUCACCGUGGCCAUAUUAUGAUAAAGUUCAUAAAAUACUCGGUAGCUUCAAAAUAAAUAAUAUCGAAUCGAUCAUUGUGGAUAGUAUAGAAAAUAAUACCGAUUCGAUAAAUGAAGAGUGGCUGAAUGUUGAUGAAUCCACUUUUGAGACAGAUCCAUCAACUAUCAAUCCCCCGACUCAGCCCGGUUCCGUCCCACAUUUGAAUACUUCUACUGGCCUAACAAAGACAAGAUUUAAGAGAUCCCAUGUUCAGAACGAGCUAAUUGAAGAAUUUCGAAAAACAAAUAUAUGUAUUGAGCUGGAGCUAGCAUACAUGAGAGAAAAUGAUGAAAAAUUGCUAUCUUUAGAAAAAGAAAGAAACUUAAUUCUUAGAGAAAUGAGCGCCAGCUCAAUUGCACUUAGUAAUGCACUUAUUGCAUGCUUAAACAAGUGACAAGCGGCAGUGAAUAAUACGAAAAACAAUGCACAGUGCGGUAACUAGAUUUGAAGAAGUGAAUGGCUGAUCUGUCACAAUAUUUUAGAAAAUACAAUGAAAAAUCGAUGAAUUAAAUAGUAUGAA